Molecule: messenger RNA, 1399 nt
Organism: Arabidopsis arenosa
Lineage: Eukaryota; Viridiplantae; Streptophyta; Magnoliopsida; Brassicales; Brassicaceae
Source: the annotation of a GenBank genome assembly
GUUCUGAUCAAACAUUCUACCAAGUGCGAAUUUAACAACACAGCGAGCGAAAGAAAAUAUGAGUCACGAAGAGAAUAUGAUGCAAGAGUUAGAUGAUUCUAACGAUGAAUGGGUGAAAGAACUUGAAGAAGUUCUCGAGGAUAACGAGGAAUCGAAAUCCACAGGGAGGAGAUUAGUUAAAAAGUCGAUUUCUGUUCCUGAAUUGGUAGACGAAGUUGAAGAAGAUCUUAACGAUUUUAUGGAGCCUGAGGAUGACUUUAGUGACAAAGUAGGGAAGAAGAGACAGAGGAAGAAAAAUGAGUCUGUUCUUGAGAAGACGAAGAAGAAGCAAAAUUCCGCAGAGAUUCAAGAGAUGUGGGAUUCAAUUACGAACGACAAGAACUCCAAGGAUGGUGAUAAAGUCGUAGUAAAACGUCCUAAGAAAAAAGAUGAGGAUGCUGAGGAGAUAGCCAAAUUGUUCAGUCUUAGGAAAAAGAAGAGCAAGGGGGAGAAAAACGCAAUGGAGAUUGCGAUGCAAGUAGAACAAGUGAUGGCGAAUCUUGAAAUCGCUGUAGAAGACGACGUAAUUCUAAACAGAGAAGGAAAACCCGCCAUUAAUAAGCUCAUGAAGUUACCUCUUCUCAAUGAAACUCUCUCCAAGAAACCUCUUCAAGCUGAGUUCUUAGAUCAUGGAGUACUUAACCUUCUCAAGAAUUGGCUCGAGCCGCUUCCUGAUGGUAGCUUACCGAAUAUAAACAUCCGCACUGCCGUUUUGAUGAUUCUCAACGAUUUUCGUAUCGACCUAGAUCAAGACUGUAGAAAAGAACAGUUGAUCAAGAGCGGUCUCGGGAAGGUCAUAAUGUUCUUAUCAAAAUCAGAUGAAGAAACCACAGCUAAUAGGAGACUCGCUAAUGAUUUAAUCAACAAAUGGGGCCGUAUCAUUUAUAAUAAGAGCACAAGAUAUGAUAAGAUGUUUAGUCAGGAGGAACUUGAAGAGCAACGGCAAAUCCUAUUAAGAAGACAGACCAAAACAGCUCCUAAGGUGUCUGAAACAAAAGCUCGAAACUUUGAUACAGAUCUUGACCUUUAUGUGAAACCAAUAUCCAAGCUAGGACCUUGGACAGGAAGAGCAAGAGCGAAAAUACCAACAGCAUUAUCGAUGGACUUUAAGAUCCGUCCUCCACCGAAGGUUGACAAAGACCCUGAAGCUUGUUCCAAGUGGCAAAUGGACAAAAGACAUAAAAACCUAACCAAAAAACAGAAGCAGCGAAAGAUCAUCAGGAAAGAGGGCAUGCAAGCAUUCAAGCUUAGUGUAGACGGACGCACUAUGCUCAAGUACUUGUAGAGAUCAUUACCAGAGAUGUUUUGGACAGAUCAAAUGCAAAAUCCAUGGGGAAUUUCCUCACCCAUUGUGUUUAGU